Messenger RNA from Galeopterus variegatus (Sunda flying lemur), 945 nucleotides. RefSeq names its product olfactory receptor 52D1-like. Gene Ontology annotation, cellular component: membrane. The transcript has a single exon. Lineage: Eukaryota; Metazoa; Chordata; Mammalia; Dermoptera; Cynocephalidae. The record is from RefSeq and is a predicted model, not a curated record. Gene Ontology annotation, molecular function: olfactory receptor activity; G protein-coupled receptor activity. Bases 1 to 945 code for a protein of 314 amino acids. Gene Ontology annotation, biological process: G protein-coupled receptor signaling pathway.
AUGUCAUUGUCAAAUAAUACCAGUCUCCAUCCCAGAACCUUUCUUCUCCUUGGCAUCCCAGGAAUGGAGGCCAUCCACACAUGGAUAUCAGUGCCCUUCUGCCUUGUUUAUCUGAGCGCUCUCCUGGGAAAUUUCUCUAUUCUGUUUAUUAUCAAAACGGAUUCCAACCUGCAUGAGCCCAUGUACUUAUUCCUCUGUAUGCUCUCUGUGGCUGACCUGAUCAUCUCCACUACUGCUAUGCCUAAAAUCCUCAGCAUUUUUUGGUUCCAUGACAGGAAGAUCUACUUUGAAGCCUGCCUUGUGCAAGUAUUUCUCAUUCAUUCACUAUGCAGCAUGGCCUCGGGGUUCAUCCUGGCCAUGGCCUUUGAUCGCUAUGUGGCCAUCUGCAAUCCUCUGAGACAUUCCACUCUCCUGACACACAGAGUCAUCAAGAAUUUGGGACUAGCUAUUGUCAUUCGCGGGGCUCUGCUUUUCAGUCCUCAGCCAUUCAUGCUCCGGUGGCUUCCCUACUGCAGAACUAAUGUCAUCCCUCACACGUACUGUGAAUUCAUGGCUCUGAUUAAGCUUGCUUGUGCAGAAACCAGGAUCUGCAGAAUAUACAGCCUAACUGCUGCCUUCCUGACCGGGGGGUUAGAUUUCUUAUUAAUCAUAUCCUCCUAUGUUGUCAUCCUUUACACGGUCUUCCACCUGCCAUCCAAGGCUGCUCAGCUCAAGACCCUGGGCACGUGUGGAUCCCACGUGUGUGUGAUCUUAGUGGCCUAUACUCCAGCCUUUUUCUCCUUCCUUACUCAUAGGUUUGGGCGCAAUGUGGCUCCUCAUAUUCACAUCUUUGUGGCAAACAUCUACCUCCUUGUUCCACCCAUGGUGAACCCAAUGAUCUAUGGCAUAAGAACCAAGAGAAUCAGGGAAAGGUUCCUUCAGGUUUUGACUUCUCACAAAGUCUAA